GCGGGGGCCGCGCGGGGCCGGGCCCGGGGCCGCUGACAGCCGCCGCCGCGCCAUGUACGCCAAGGGCAAGGGCUCCGGCGUGCCCUCGGACGGCCAGGCCCGCGAGAAGCUGGCACUCUACGUCUACGAGUACCUGCUGCACGUGGGGGCCCAGAAAUCUGCCCAGACCUUCUUGUCGGAGAUCCGAUGGGAGAAGAACAUCACGCUGGGGGAGCCCCCCGGCUUCCUGCACUCCUGGUGGUGCGUUUUUUGGGAUCUGUACUGCGCCGCUCCGGACCGCCGGGAGACCUGCGAGCAUUCCAGCGAGGCCAAAGCCUUCCAUGACUACAGCGCGGCGGCAGCGCCCAGCCCGGUGAUGGGGAACCUGCCCCCCGGGGAUGGCAUGGCCGGGGGUCCCGUGCCCCCCGCCUUCUUCCAGCCUUUCAUGUCCCCCCGCUACCCCGGCGGCCCCCGGCCCCCGCUCCGGAUGCCCAACCAGCCCCCCGUGGGUGUUCCUGGCUCCCAGCCGCUGCUGCCCAACGCCAUGGACCCGGCUGCACGGGCACAGGGGCAUCCUGGCAUGGGGGGCCCGAUGCAGCGCAUGAACCCCCCCCGAGGCAUGGCCGGGAUGGGGCCGCAGAGCUACGGCAGUGGGAUGCGCCCCCCCCCCAGCUCGCUGGCCGGCCCUGGAAUGCCCGCCAUGAACAUGGGUCCCGGUGGCCGCGGGCCCUGGCCCAACCCCAACGCCAACUCCAUUGCCUACUCCUCCUCAUCCCCUGGGAAUUACGUGGGCCCUCCUGGGGGUGGUGGCCCCCCCGGCACCCCCAUCCUGCCCAGCCCCGGAGACUCCACCAACUCCAGCGAGAACAUGUACACCAUGAUGAACCCCAUCGGAGCCGCGGGGAGCCGGCCCAACUUCCCCAUGGGGCCCGGAGCCGAGGGGCCCCUGGGCGGGAUGAGCGCCAUGGAGCCGCACCACAUGAACGGGUCCUUAGGCUCCGGGGACAUGGACGGGCUGCCAAAGAGCUCCCCCAGUAAUUUGGGGGCCCUGAGCAACCCCCCCGGGACCCCUCGGGACGACGCCGAGCUGAGCAGCAAUUUCCUAAAUCCCUUCCAAAGCGACAGCUACUCGCCCAGCAUGACAAUGAGCGUGUGAGCCCCGCGCCGAGGCCGCCGACAGCCAGACGCCCUCACCCACCACCGAAAAAAAAAAAAAAAAAACAAAAAAAAAAAACCAAAAUAACAAAAAAAAAAAAAAAUUCAUUAAUUUUAAUGAUCAGCCCACACCCCCCCCCGGCCCCG
Messenger RNA from Serinus canaria (Common canary), 1281 nucleotides. It is a transcript of the gene SSBP4, whose product is annotated as single stranded DNA binding protein 4. Gene Ontology annotation, molecular function: protein binding; single-stranded DNA binding. Gene Ontology annotation, biological process: positive regulation of transcription by RNA polymerase II. The record is from RefSeq and is a predicted model, not a curated record. NCBI's taxonomy places the organism in Eukaryota, Metazoa, Chordata, Aves, Passeriformes, Fringillidae. Gene Ontology annotation, cellular component: nucleus. The transcript is spliced from 17 exons. Bases 53 to 1135 code for a protein of 360 amino acids.